CACUUUUUAACGACCAUAUAGAAACCAUAGAUUCGCAGGGACUCGAAUGGAUGUUGCGUAGGCAGGGACUGUUGUGCUUGGGAAAGGUAAACAAAAUGUCCGAUAAUUUUGAGGGCAGCACAUGCACCAAAUAUGCUAUCAUCACAUACUAACAGACACACACAACAACUGAUGUUCUUACGGACUACAAUGCAUUAGAAAACCACCUCAUCUGAUUUUUUUUCGCUGCCAUCCCAGGCAACUGUGAUAGAAAGUGCAUAUUAGGGGCGUUCUUGACAAGCGAGUUUUGUCUUUCUUUGUUGAUAGAAGUCACGAUUUUGAAAUUUUGUUUUUGCGUACUCUGUGUCUUGUGCAAAUAGUCAGUCGUUCGUUAUCUUGGAUAUGUUUUUGGCACAACGUCGUUGAAUUCAGCGUGUUCAUAGAUCACAUCGGUUGUGCUGAAACAUCGGAUUAACCUGAACUUAUCGUUUAUCAUGGAUCAUUCUCACCACGUCAACGAUGCGCCCCAAAAUCCUCAAUUACCACCCGCCAAUCCUCACAUGGACCAUUCCAGCCACACAGACCACUCUAUGCCUGUGGAAAUGGAUCACUCUAUGAUGAUGAUGAAGAUGUAUUUUCACGGAGGUUACGAAGAGGUGAUCCUGUUUGAUUUUUGGCGGAUCAGCACCAUUUGGGGCCUCUUGGGCUCCAUGGUGGCCGUAUUUAUUCUCAGUGUGGCUUAUGAAGGCAUCAAGUUACUGCGCGAGUAUCUCUUUCGCAAAUUUAUGCAACCCGCCGGGUCUUACAAUGCUCUCUCUCCAGCCCCAACCCACCAGAGUAAUCCCAUGGGCGAGGCGGCCUCCACCUCGUCUGUGGAACAAGUGGAGUCCCCUGCCCCGCAAAUGAACCCGGAAUCCAUCGCCAUCCGAACCAUUGAGACCCGUAUGUGGUCCCAAGGGCACCUGAUUCUUACCUUCCUGCACAUGAUCCAAGUUACAUUGGCGUACAUACUCAUGCUCGUGUUCAUGACGUACAACAGUUGGCUAUGUUUGGCCGUGGUGUUGGGCUUUACCACGGGCUAUUUUCUGUUUGGAUGGCGGAAAAUGGUGGUGUUUGAUGAACCUGAUCAUUGCCAUUGACGCAAGGAGGGUUGGGAUUGGAUCCGUGGCCGUCCAGAGCCCAAAAUCAAGCUAGUAUGAACUCUAGAAUCUGUUUUAGUGAUUGUUGAAUGAGUGCUAAUCUAAUCAAACUGUAUGAAUCAGUAAACCCGUAUAGCUGGAUGGCUGGAAACGAUAAUAAACGAUCCAACAACCAGGCAAGGGAGCAAGUGUCCGC
Molecule: messenger RNA, 1314 nt
Organism: Tigriopus californicus
Lineage: Eukaryota; Metazoa; Arthropoda; Copepoda; Harpacticoida; Harpacticidae
Product: high affinity copper uptake protein 1-like
Exons: 1
Coding region: 474-1118 (214 amino acids)
Biological process (GO): copper ion transmembrane transport
Cellular component (GO): membrane
Molecular function (GO): copper ion transmembrane transporter activity
Source: RefSeq, a predicted model, not a curated record